AUGUUCGACGUUUCGUGGACUGAUCCUACACGGGAAACCGUUGGCCAGAGGAAACAUCGCAAGGACCAAGCGUCUACCAGAGGAUCAUCGCCGUCAAUACGGAGCUCAAAUUCCAGCGACUCAGCCAAGUCAAUUAAGCACUCUAUCUUUGGAUUCUUUGGCAGUGGAAACAAGAAGAUAUCAGCUCCAGCAGCAGUGACCUCUCCCAAAUCGCCCGCAUUCAGAACCGAACAGUCUUCAAAAGUUUCUCGUCGAAUGUCAAGCUAUACCAGCACUUCGGAGACAUCAACACAAGAGGUACGUGAAACGACUACGACAACUAUCACACGUAUUCCAGUAAAUGGAUUCUUUUCAGCAGUUCAACCGUACCAAGAAUCCGAGAGAAGUCCUUCGGACGAGUCUAUUUUCUCCGGUUAUACUGGAAGAUCAGCCGGAACCAAGUCGUCAUGGGGCUCUAUGGCCGAUGGACAAAGCAAGAAUCGUUUCAUUCAGCCUCUGAGCCCAAAUUCUUUUGUCACUCAAAGUACUGAGAUCACUGUCGCCCCAAGUGAGGAUUUCAGUGCCUCGGAACAACUUGCUACAGUCGUUCAUAUCACUUCAGGAACAGUUCCAAUCCAGAUCCAAGAUUCCACCAUAAGAGAAACUGCUUUAUCAUCAACUUCCUCAACAUAUGACUUCCCACUUCCACCUACACACAAUCCCGAAACUCCAAAGAUACCAAGCUCUCCCAAAAUGUUAAGCUCUAGAAGUGACAUCGGUGCUAGAACCACCGAGUGGUCAAUUACAGCGCGGAACAGACGCUCAGAUUCGUGGAGACCUCCCGAAACAUGGGCAUGUCCGGCAGAAGAAACGGCAUCAUCAGUAGCCUCAUUGAAGUCUUCGGGGUCGCGACGAAGGAGAAAAGCUCGUGGUCGUAAUCGCUCACCUUCUAACUCGGAGCAGACACAUUUGCAAAUGAAUAUUCGUAAAAUGGAAGCCGCAAGCAAUAAGAUUAUUCUUGAAAGAUUGAAGGAAGAAUGGAUGCAAGUAGCCGACGCUUCCGUAUAUCGAGAACUUGAGCUGGAAAAACAGCUUUGGAUGCUCACUGCCUUGAGGGCGAUCAACCGCGUUGCUAAAACCCGCGAUGCUUCCCGGGCGCUCACUGGAGCACCGCAAGUUGGAAAGAUGCUUUCAUUGUAUGAAAAUCACGAAAUCCCAGUCUCGCCUGCCUCAAUUAGUGCCGUUGCAGCCACUCAACCUGGCAUUCUUUAUUUAACCAUCCUCGAUCCUUGUCCAGUUCCCUCCUCACUUGGCCCGCGCCUGCGAGCUUGGCUCGAUACUCACCUAACAGUAAAUCUUGAGAAACAAUUUCGCUGUCUAAACCCUACCCGUCUAUUUCCAUUAUGGUUGGCAGAUGCCGGACUAUGGGCUGAGGGAAGCUGCACAUCGUCUCUGAAAUUCCUAGCUUGUGUUGGCAUCGUAAAUGGAGAAGAACAGGUAGAAUGGCAGCUAAAGAGUGUCAUGGGAAGAAUGUUGUGGAAAGAAUUGUGGGGAAGUUAUGUCGAAGGUGGUAAGUGGUGGUGGGAUGAUGCUGGAAUUGUGGAAGAGUGCGAGAGGAUGGGAACUUGUUGGGCUGGAAGUAUAAUUGAAGCUGUAAAGGAAGGAUAA
This is a messenger RNA of Sclerotinia sclerotiorum 1980 UF-70, 1647 nucleotides long. RefSeq lists its product as hypothetical. Lineage: Eukaryota; Fungi; Ascomycota; Leotiomycetes; Helotiales; Sclerotiniaceae. The transcript is spliced from 4 exons. The record is from RefSeq and is a predicted model, not a curated record. Bases 1 to 1647 code for a protein of 548 amino acids.